UCCAUGUCUACCCAACCGUAAAGCCUGUGUUCUUAACAAUUAUGCCUCAUCGACUUCCUUUUACAGAUAUUCACCUCUGGAAAUUUGGCGUUAGCUCAAUCAAUUUAUUAGAAAGGUUUCAUUUAAAUUAGCAAAAGCCUGACAUAUUCACAUUUUCCUUAACUCUGGUCCUGCUGCCUUGGGGUCAAGGUAAAACUGAAACCUGGACACAGUGGCUCAUACCUGUAAUCCUAUGGCUUUGGAAAUCCAAGGCAGGAAGAUCGUUUGAGGCCAGAAACUUGAGACCAGUCUGAGCAAGAGUGAGACCCCAUCUUUACAAAAAAUAGAAAAAUUAGCUGGGCAUGGUGGUGGGCACCUGUAGUCCCAGCGACUCGGGCAGUUGAAGCAGGAGUAUCAUUUGAGCCCAGGAGUUUAAGGUUAUGAUGAGCUAUGAUCAGGCCACUGUACUCUAGCCUGGGUGACAGAAUAAGACCCUGUCUCAUAAAAACAAAACAAAACCUCCUUAAAAAUGUCUUAAGAGGUCUUGGCUCUGGACUAGGUCACAAAUAUAUAUAUAUUUUUAAGUGGUCCUCUGGUCUAAGCAACAACUGAGAUCCUAUAGAUCUCCUGAGGAGUUCCUCCACAAAGGUCUGGUGACAAAGAGGGUCUAGGACCAUCGUGCUGAGAGUAACCGGGUAUGAAGUCUUCAGAAAGGGUCUAGGCAAACAUUUGGCAUCCCAUAUCUAUGCUAUGGAUGUUCAAGUUGGGGUAUUUUUGUUUUAUUUUAUUUAGCAGGCCUGGGUCAGGUUCAAAACCACCAGCCCUGGUACAUGUGGCCGGCACCCUAACCACUGAGCUAUGGUGCCCAGCUGAUUUGGAGUAUUUUAAAUGCAUAGUAAUGGAAAUAGAUAACUUGAUGUCUCUCUGUAAUUCCUGUAUGCCAAACUCUCAACCUGCGAUAAUCAUAUGAGGAAAGCGCUUUUCUUUCUUCAUUUUUGUGAGGAAACAAGGAAACAAAGACUCCGAGAGGUUAAGUAAUUUGACCAAGGUAACCCAGCUUACUUAUGUUUAAAAACACGAAUAUGUGAAAAUCAUGUGAAUUAUUUAUUUCACUGGCUCAUUUACAAAGAAUAUUAGGUAUAACUAAACUAAGUGGGUUGACAAGAGUAAAAAUGGCUUGGAAGGGAUGUCCUUUAGGAUUGAGUUUUAAAAAUUAAUUAGGAGUAAUUUCAAAAAAUUAUGUUUCUGUAGGUUUGUUUACUUUUAUCACUUUACAUGUCACAUGUUGGGAAGAUGACCAAUGGGUGGUUAUAGCCCCAAAUGGAAUUAAUCACCUUUACUCUGAAUUUUGUUCUGAAGAUAAUUCCUUUGAAGCAGGGGUGGCCCUGUGACGACGCGCCUUGACAGACAGGACAGGGUCUGUGUGGUGACAGAGGUCUCUCACCUGCACUGAAUGAGAAUUUAUUUGGCCUUUGCUUGAAAAUCAGAUUCUGUCACAUUUAUGCAGUCGUGUUUUAGUGACAGACAUGGAAUAUGGUUGCUUUCAAGCAAGUUAUUCUGUUUAACCAGAGGCCUAGCAGAGUUCCUGAUAUGCAGGUGGCCAUGCAAAAACGUUAAAAGAAAUAAUUCAGUCCUGACAACAUCUCUGAGAAGUGGUUUCUAAGUUUAUCACAAUCUUGCAGAUGUGUAAGCUGAGGCCUGGAGUCUAAGCCAUGUGCUCAAAGCCACACUGUUACGUAAGUGAUGGAGCCUAAGUUCAGACUCAGAUGACCCCCAGGCCCGUCCCUGGCAAUGAUAGCCAGAUUUGGAAAAAACUCAAGGAGGAAAAAUCAUAGCAAAUUUUUGGAGUUCUGAUGAUUUCUUUUCUCCUCCCUCAACAUAAAUUCCCCCAUCAACCAAAGACUGAGUGAUUGAUCAGUAAAUGAAAGGAAAUUCAUAAAGUGCCUGCCACUCACUACACUUCUCUUUCUUGCAGUUCCCAAGGUCGCGGGAACCCACUGUGAGAGGGGAGUGCUCUCAGCCCCGCUUCCCCACUUGGAGCAGACGCCUGGAAACAUCUCAUUCACACAGCAGUUGAAGACUCAGCUUUGAGGUUUUCGAAGUAGCUGGUGCACAUCUUUCAGAUGGAUGGGGAGAAGUAACAGUCCCCCAGUUGGGGGCAGAGGUCCUGUAAACUCAACCCUGUCUGGCUGUCACCCCCCUUGCUAAAUGACACUUGCUGCAGCAGCCCACUGAGGGCUCUUUUCCUUGGUUAGGACUUGUGAGUGGGACGCUGGGCUGGGAAGAAGAUGCUGAGCUCCAUCAAGUGCGUGUUGGUGGGUGACUCCGCUGUGGGGAAGACCUCUCUGUUGGUGCGCUUCACCUCUGAGACCUUCCCCGAGGCCUACAAGCCCACGGUGUACGAGAACACCGGGGUGGACGUCUUCAUGGAUGGCAUCCAGAUCAGCCUGGGCCUCUGGGACACAGCCGGCAAUGACGCCUUCAGAAGCAUCCGUCCCCUGUCCUACCAGCAGGCAGACGUGGUGCUGAUGUGCUACUCUGUGGCCAACCACAACUCGUUCCUGAACUUGAAGAACAAGUGGAUUGGUGAAAUUAGGAGCAACUUGCCCUGUACCCCUGUGCUGGUGGUGGCCACCCAGACUGACCAGCGGGAGAUGGGGCCCCACAGGGCUGCCUGUGUCAAUGCCAUUGAAGGGAAGAGACUGGCCCAAGAUGUGAGAGCCAAAGGCUACUUGGAGUGCUCAGCCCUGAGCAACCGGGGCGUGCAGCAGGUAUUUGAGUGUGCCGUCCGGACUGCUGUCAACCAGGCCAGGAGACGGAACAGAAGGAGGCUCUUCUCCAUUAAUGAAUGCAAGAUCCUCUAGGCCCCAAGAGACUUUCACCCAACUCUUAGGUACUCACCCCAAGAUGAACAGGGAAAGGAAGCGUGGACAAGCCAGGAGGGGUCAGUGCUCUUUCUGGUGCAACUUGAACAGCAUUUCCUUUUGGAUACAGUUAUUGUCAAGGCUUGGCCACACUCCACAGAGGAACUCCUUCCCCAGUCCAAUUAGAAAAUUCCUUGGGAAGCUGUAAUGAAUAUUUCAUCUUCAUUUAAAAAAUAAAAUAGUCCAUGGGAGGGGUGGUGUGUGGUGUGCACCUGUAGUCCUAGCUACUUAAGAGACUGAGGCAGCAAGAUUGCUUGAGCCCAGGAGUUUGACAUUGCUGUGAGCUAUGGUGCUGUCCCUGCCCUCUAGCCUGGACGACAAAAGGAGACCCUAUCUCAAAAUAAACAAACAGAUUAAAACGAGUUCCAUAAUUUUGGACAACAAAGUGACUUCUCCAAAGAAUUCCAUAUUUAAAGACACAUUUUAUUUAAAUAAUAACAAAAUGUAUUGCUCUUGUAUAUAUAAUUAGUUUUCACACUUGGAAAAUCUUUUCCUACAUACUCAAAAACACAAACUGCUGUAUGUGUGAAAGAACCUCGUGGGUCUCUGCCAUGUGUUUGUAGUGUCAUUAUUUUUGUCUGAAUAGUAAUUUUGUUGAAACCACUUGCCUGCUGGAUUUCACUAAGUAAUCAGAUUUUAAAACAACCGUAAACUGAUCCCUUGCAAUUCAUUUCUUACCUACCUGUUAUUCAGAGUUGUAUAUAAAAUACAGUUCCAUAAAAUAGUCUAAUACUGCCUAAUGCCUUUAAAGUUAUCCCUGUAUUUCCCUGUAAUUAUAAAAAAGUAUUGGGGCGGCGCCUGUGGUUCCAGGAGUAGGGCGCCAAUCCCAUAUGCCAGAGAUGGCGGGUUCAAAUCUAGCCCUGGCCAAAAACCAAAAAAAAAAAAAAAAUUAUUUAUUUAUGAUAUUACCUUUCACUUAACUCCAACUAUGCACUAAGUAUCACUUUCUCAUUCACCAAGACAGAUUGAAGCAAAAUCUUUCAGGUAAGGGAUCAGACUGCUCUGAGUCACAGCCACAGAACUUGGAGCACACGUGAGGAGUCUCUUUUACCUCUGGAACUUCUCCUUGCCCCCUUCUUCUGACAUGGUGGUUCCUCUCUUGCUGGAAGUCUUGUGACACAGAGAAGCCUCAAAGUACUGUGUGAUGGUAAAUUUGACACAGAAGGGAAAAAAGGUAGAAUUGGUAGCAUUUCAUGAAUGUGAAUCACUGGGAUGAAAAAACAUCACAAAUUCUGAGCACAGGGCAUAGGAAAGUCAUAUAGCAAUUGCUCAGAUAAUAAAAUUCUCAGGGAAAAUUCUAAAUAAAUAGGGACACACCCCAUCCAACCCCAUUCUGUCUACUAGAUCAGAUGUUCAAGUUGAGAACAGAGGACGAUGUGAGUUGAGGGAGAAAGUGCUAAUAAGGCUGGCACCCACAUAUACCAUUUACUACUCCGAUCAAGUAACACAUAGAAACACUGAACCACAUUUAUGAAAGUACAUCAUUUGGGGGUGGGGGGCAAUGUGGUUAUUGCAUACAAAAGAUAAGGUAGUGGCAUAAAUGAUUGUGAUUAGAAUUAUGUUGCCAUAACCAAAGCAAUUUUUCUGUUUCCAUGUGGGGUCAAGUCCUCAUAGCUAUAAUCAGCGUACAGACCAGAUUUGUGCCCACCUCCACAUCGCUUUCUCCUUCUGAUCUCUCUUCUCCCAUUCACAGCCAGUGAAAGGCCUG
This is a messenger RNA of Nycticebus coucang (slow loris), 4611 nucleotides long. RefSeq names its product ras homolog family member H (gene RHOH). The transcript has 2 exons. Lineage: Eukaryota; Metazoa; Chordata; Mammalia; Primates; Lorisidae. The coding region runs from base 2268 to 2843 and encodes 191 amino acids. Gene Ontology annotation, biological process: small GTPase-mediated signal transduction. The record is from RefSeq and is a predicted model, not a curated record. Gene Ontology annotation, molecular function: GTP binding; GTPase activity.